This is a messenger RNA of Micropterus salmoides (largemouth bass), 6630 nucleotides long. RefSeq names its product phosphodiesterase 4D, cAMP-specific (gene pde4d). Gene Ontology annotation, biological process: signal transduction. The record is from RefSeq and is a predicted model, not a curated record. The transcript is spliced from 10 exons. Lineage: Eukaryota; Metazoa; Chordata; Actinopteri; Centrarchiformes; Centrarchidae. Gene Ontology annotation, cellular component: cytosol; nucleus; perinuclear region of cytoplasm. Gene Ontology annotation, molecular function: 3',5'-cyclic-AMP phosphodiesterase activity. The coding region runs from base 1677 to 3332 and encodes 551 amino acids.
UUUUUAUAAACUUUUAUUCUUUUUUCCGUAAAAUUGUAUUGUCAUGCUGCCACAUCAUCAUUAAAGCAGUUAUAAGCUAUUUGUUUUAUAAUAACUAGAUCAAAGGACAAAAUGGAAACAUUGUGAAAGGGGUCAUUAAUGAUUAACCUACACAGAAUUAUCACCUGAAUCUGAAGCUGCCAAGCUUUAUAAUCUGAUGUUUUUUGUGACCCUCGCGAUGAUGUUUCAAUAAUUGGUCUUCUGACUUGAUAUUUUGUGGUCGUGGUGUCUUGUCUGUUUAGAUGGUCGUGUGUAUGGACUGACAUUAAAUCUUUCUUUGUUGUCUUUGAAAAGAGAUCUCUUUGAGACUACAAACAAUGGCAGAUAAUUAAGUGUGAUUGGAUAGUGGCAAUAGAAAUGGCUGCCAGAGACAUGAAAUAUGUUCAUGACGUAUUAUCCGUAUUUACACCCUUUCAUUUUGUUUUGAAUUUAUUUUAUAAGGGGACCAUUUGUACUGUUACUGAUGGGAGAAUUCCAUUAAAACCCUUCUUUCAAUAAUGUUUGAUCCUUGUUUACAACUAAAGCAGCAACCUCUUGAGGUCAGUGACACACACAGCAGCCUGUGCAAAUACACUGCUUUCAGUCUCUGUCCUACUGAGCCCACUUCAGAUAACUGUGACGCCCAUUCUUUUUGCUAGAUGAAUUGGUUUUUCUUGUAUUUACAUCAUCUAAUCAGUGAUGUUACUGUGACUCACAAGCUGACCUCAUUAUUGCCAUCAUGUUGGAUGAGGUAACCUGUACUGAAGGUUAGGUUCAGUCAACUCACAAACACAUACACACACGCGCGCACGUAAUGUAUUUAUUUUAUUUAUGUAUAGCAUGCACACAAAGGAACAUGUACUGUAUGUACACACACACACACACACGCACACACAAUCACAUCCCGCUGCACUGCAGGAAUGGAAGGAAAGGGACGGGAUAGAUUUUCCACUGACUUCGGUCUCAGCCAAUCACACAGCAGGUGACCUCAACUCUGUUCCAAUCCAAGCCAAUCAGUGGUGAUGAUGAGCUCCCACUUCUUUCAUGUCUGGGCCCUGAUUUGCUGCCGUCUUGUGACACAGUGAGAGAAGCAGCCUGUGCUCUUCACAUGGGAGCUUGUGUCGUACACACAGAAGCAGGCGGGUAGUCAGGCAGCCAGCCCUGUUUGGGAGCUGUUGACAGAAACAUUUUUGCUGUCCUGGUGCUUUGGCAUCUACCUAGCAUCCGCACGAUCAUCAAUUAUUCACAACCUCAGCAGUGUGUCCCUGCAUCCGGGUGUAUGCGUGUGUGUGUGUGUGUGUGUGUGUGUGUGUGAGUGCGUGCACAUGUCAGUGUGUAUCACACUGUGUGUGUGUUCACAAUAUGCUCUCAUAGGAUCUUUGGGGAGCCACGUUCCUGCCGCUCCUCUCUCAGAGUCUUCUUUUCCUUUCUGAAACAUGGGCUCGUUUCUGUGGACAUUCGCAGGACAGGAACAUGAUGCUUCAUUAAUGGACUUUGUACAGCUGAUUUACAUUGAACCUCUUCAGAAGGAGAUCUUUUACUGGCCUGUGGACUGUUUUUGUUUCGGCAUCUGUCUAGUGCUUUCAUAAUCCGAACUGUAUUUUGGGCUAUAAACCUGUGCUUUUCUGUUUCUGGAUCUAUUUUGUUGAUUUGUCAAAAUGCCUGAAGCAAAUUAUCUGCUCUCUGUGUCCUGGGGAUAUAUAAAGUUCAAAAGGAUGUUGAACAGGGAACUGACUCACCUAUCAGAGAUGAGCCGUUCUGGGAAUCAGGUGUCUGAGUUCAUCUCCAGCACCUUCCUGGACAAGCAACAUGAAGUGGAGAUGCCAACCCCUCAGACACAGAAGGAGAAGGAGAAGAAGAAAUUGCCCAUGUCUCAGAUCAGCGGGGUGAAAAAGCUGCAACACUCCUCCAGCCUCACAAACUCUAAUAUCCCUCGCUUUGGAGUCAAGACCGAGACCGAGGAUGAACUCGCUAAGGAGCUGGAGCAUGUGAAUAAAUGGGGCCUUAAUGUUUUUAAAAUCUCAGAAUUCUCUGGGAAUCGGCCACUGACAGUCAUGAUGCACACGAUAUUCCAGGAGAGAGACUUGUUGAAAACUUUUAAAAUUCCACUUGACACCUUUAUAACAUACCUGAUGACCUUAGAAGACCACUAUCAUGGCGAUGUGGCUUACCAUAACAACAUUCAUGCUGCUGACGUCACCCAGUCAACUCACGUGCUGCUAUCCACCCCUGCCCUUGAGGCUGUGUUCACAGACCUCGAGAUCCUAGCUGCCAUCUUUGCCAGUGCAAUUCACGACGUGGACCAUCCUGGAGUCUCCAACCAGUUCCUCAUCAACACCAAUUCAGAGCUAGCGCUGAUGUACAAUGACUCGUCUGUGUUGGAGAACCACCAUCUAGCAGUUGGUUUCAAGCUUCUGCAAGAGGAGAACUGUGACAUCUUCCAAAACUUGACCAAAAAACAAAGACAAUCACUGCGAAAGAUGGUCAUUGACAUUGUGCUAGCAACAGACAUGUCCAAGCACAUGAAUCUACUGGCUGAUCUGAAAACUAUGGUGGAAACCAAGAAGGUGACCAGCUCUGGUGUCUUGCUGCUGGACAACUACUCGGACAGGAUACAGGUUCUCCAGAACAUGGUGCACUGUGCAGACCUGAGCAACCCCACUAAGCCUCUCCAGCUGUACCGCCAAUGGACGGACCGCAUCAUGGAGGAGUUCUUCAGCCAGGGGGACCGAGAGAGAGAGAGGGGCAUGGAGAUCAGCCCCAUGUGUGACAAACACAACGCCUCGGUAGAAAAGAGCCAGGUUGGUUUCAUAGACUAUAUCGUUCACCCUUUGUGGGAGACGUGGGCUGACUUGGUCCACCCGGACGCCCAGGACAUCCUGGACACACUGGAAGACAACAGGGAGUGGUACCAAAGCACCAUCCCCCAAAGCCCCUCUCCUGCCUUGGAUGAGUCUGAAGAUGGCACUCGACCCCCAGGAGGGGACAAGUUCCAAUUUGAGCUCACACUGGAGGAGGACGGGGAGUCGGACACUGAGAAAGACAGCGGCAGCCAGCCUGAGGAGGAGGAGGACGAGGAGGAGGAGGACGAGGAGGAGGAGGACGAGGAGGAGGAGGAAAACAGCUGUACUGACUCUAAAACACUCUGUACGCAGGACUCUGAAUCAACGGAGAUUCCUUUGGACGAACAGGUGGGGGAGGAUGAAGAGGAGGAGGUAGCGGAAGAGGGGGAGACACCCUGCUCACAACCAUGUGCUGUGGAGGAUGAGGUAGCAGAGGAGGAAGAGGAGAAAGAGAAAACCCCACACACAUAGCAGUUUAUGGACAGCACCUGAUUAACUGUUCUUCUUAGUAAUGACAGAUGAUUAUUUAUAGAAUAUUUUUUUGGGUUUUGUGGAGUCUGUCUGUGUUUUUUAUACAUCUAUGUUUAUGGUUCCAAAGUGUGCGCUGCUCUCCACCUUGGCCAGUCCUUCUUUCAGCUUUGUUCAGACACGCCCACUGGUACUUCUUCAAGUUUUUUUGCACUCAGGAAAACUCCUUUCCAUUCCCGUUUGUACUGAAGUGGUGUGUCUUUAUUUCACUUUUACACCUCCCCUUUACAAGUUUAGGUUCAGGACAUGGACGAGCGGCUCAUAGUCCACUCAGUGCUGUUCACACGAUACAAAAUAUCAAAUUUUCCUUCCCUACGCUUCGUCUCAGCCUUGCUUGAAAGUUUUGCAGUGUUUCUGUGUUUUUAUCAAGUGCCCAUACUCUACAGAGACGGUUAUCGGUGUGUUCAAGGAGAAUCUCCCCCUCAGUUAGGUUAUUCCCUCCCCAUUGCGAAUUAGGAGGCAUUUUAAGCUGCCGUUCCUGCUGAGAAGAAAGCCGCAGCACACUGGGGAACUUUUCGAGACACAUUGCAGAUGUGGAAGUCUUCCUUGAAAACCUGACUGAUAUACAAAGCUCAAAUCUAAACAGCCAUGAUGCUGUCCUAGACCUCUUUAAUUUUUGUAUGUACUGUAUGUAAGAUUCAGAUAUUUUCUAGAAGUUACUUUUGCAAUCCUAGGCUUUUUUUUGUUAGCAAAGAAGAUUAGAGAUCUUUUGGGAACCAAUGGGUAGAAAUGUGUCACAGAUAUUCAGUGUUUUGAAGGGGGUAUCUUCAAGGCUGGAUUACAUUAGGAGUGUUCUUAAGUGUUUGCACUUGCUCCAAUAGCAUUUAUACUACAAUUCCCAUGCCACUAUACUCGUAUUUGGUUAAUCCUGUAAAUAAAAAUUUGGAAUUUAUUCAUAACCAUUAUUUGGGUGAGCAGGAACCUGAAGUCUUAUGCUUUACUCUCAUUGAAACUGGGAUGUGGAUGAAGCCUUUCUAAUUUUGUUAUCGUUGCCUGCAGUUUUUUUGAACACAUCCUCAGACAAUGCAAUGCUUUGUAGUUGAUACAAAAAGCACCUUUUUUUAGAAGCUUGAUUAGUGCUCCAAGUAGACAGAAACAGCAAAGGUGGUAAAAACUACUGGGGUGAUUUUAUGCCAGUGUUGUGAAAGCUUUUAUUGUCCUCGUAUAAAUUUUUCUUGCACAUGUUGUUCAGAAUACACAUCAUCAUCAAUAGCUGCAUACCUGCUUGUUUCCAGCCACUUUAUUUUUAUGUUAAUUUUGCCAUUGCAACAUCAAACCCAGUUGCUGUCUUUGUUUUCGACAAGACAAUCAGCUCAGCUCCUUUUGCGUAGUCAUCAAACGAGAUCAUCCUCUACAUGGAUACUUCAAUGCACUGACAGAUUCAUAUGUCACCACUUCAAUAUUUUUAAUAUGUUUGAACUUGCCAAAACAGUCAGUCAUGAAUACUUAGGCUUGAACAGUGCUGUCUUACACCUCGCCAAGAGUCUCUUCAUCAUUUUUCACUUCACACCUGAUGCUAUUAUUUAUUGUUAUAUUUUUCUGUUUGUUGAGUCAUUUUUGCAAUAUAAAGGUGGUACAGUAAAUAUUUCACUGUAGCAUAGACCACAGUACAGGCUUGCCAGUUGCAGUACCCAAAUAUACUUUUUUUUUUCUCUGUGUACAUAAAAUAUAGAAAAUCAACAAAUGUUUAAAAAGAAAGAAAAAAAACACACUUGAAAUACUGCACACUGCUUUUUUCUAAGAGUGCUUGUUUUAAUUAUGUGUCAUUUCCAAACUUUUUAUUUAAUCUUUCAUUUUGUGCCAAGAUUUUCUUUCUCUCUUUUUUUUCCCAUCCUCACCCAAUGCCCUUACCUGUAAUAAAAUUGUCUGGUUUUAUCGCUGUUUACAAACAUAUAUUUAUUGUGCUGUAUAUAAUAUAAUUAUUAAUGUUAUUACUAUCAUAAUGCCGUUUGUUGUAAAUGGUUGAUUCUUAUCAUCCCUUUUGGUGAUGGUGUGGCUGUAUUACGUACCUCUUGUUGAGAGAAUGUUUAUUACACAUGAGCUUCAGUGUAAAAAAUGAUCCAUCGACAUGUUGCUUAUCUGAGAACUAGCUCAGUGAAGAGAGGGGGAAAGCCAAAUUGUUUUUUAAAAAAGAAACUGUUCCUUGGCCCAUGGGCUGUGCCUUAAAUUCAACGCAUGUCAUUUACUUUAGCCUUUUUCUUUCCUAUUUUAAUUUCUUGUUCUCUUUUGCUGCAUUGGUGAAUCUUUUGGCUUGGGUUGGCCUGAUCUCCAGUUGUAAAUUUGCAAAUGUUGCCUUUUUACUAUCACAGCCAAACACAAAUUGGAAAAUCUGCUGUCAGUGCAGACACUUACGGAGAUUCGGGUCAACUACAAGUCACAGAUUUACUACUUGAGUGAUGUGUGGCCUAUAGCCGGAUGUCCAAGAGUCGCAUUUGCUGUAGACCUGGUCUGAACAGCUCGCACCUUCCUUACUCCCUGCCUCUACACUCAAAGAUGUUACACAGCCGGUUGGAUGUAAACUACGCGGGAGUGACUUUGCUCCGUCUGUACAGUUACUGCAGUGUCGUCUACAUCCAUGUGGUCGUAUCCCAGCUACAAACACUGAACAGGGUGCAACGGGAGUGUGUAGUUGCUGCUUGUCCACGGCCUACGAAGCACAGAGGCUUUGAGACACAUCUGCAUGUUCAGCCACUGCUGCAUUAAUUAUGGCUGAAACACUGACAGUGUGUUGCUUAUCUAUGCUCGGCCCACACUUUGACUCACAUUACUUGCAAUAUCCAAAACCACUGACAUUUUUCUGCCUGGACAGGAGAAGGGUUUAGUAUAUUUCUGUAGUGAAGAGGGGCUUGGGUGGGAGUGGGGUGCAUCAUUGUACCGAAACAGGGACUCUUAUUUUGACACACAUACUGUAGAUUCUAAACAGCCCUGGACCAAUGGAAACAGUGGGUUCUUUUCUCAUUAUGUGUUCUAUUUUUUAUGGUGUGAAAGGAAAACACAAACUGUAACUUAAAAAAAGGUCUUCUGGACAAUUAUUUUUUGGGUUAUGUCUUUAGAAUGCCAACUUGUCUGGAAGUUUCACAAGACAAUUAAAAAUGUUAUUUUAAUGGAUUCCUUGUUAAUUGCAGUCUAUUGGAUAGCACUGUAGAUCAUACAACUUUAUGUAAAAAAUUAUAAUAAAAAUAAUGAAAAAAAAGUUUUUAUAUGCAAUGGAUUAAAUAAAAGCAUGGGUUGAUUCUGCCUA